AUGGACACACUGGCAAUGAAGAGGGAAAGGAGCCUCCAAGGUAAGUCGCUCAAUUCGCAUUCGGCCAAGGCACACAAUUCAUCACAGGCCUGUAAAUCCGAUGCAGGCUGCGCUUCCGGCUUCUGCGGCUUUAACUCCGGUAAAUGUGCUGGACCGGUUGUUGCUCAGGAACGUGAUGGCGGAUGCGGCUUCGGCGACCCGACACCAAAUGCCAACGCAGCCAAUGCAUUGAUCGGUGGGGCGCCAAUGGCAACUUCACCUGCUUGCUGCUGCACCUGCAAUGGUAGUGCUGCAAACGGUUCUUCUGCAGCCAUCAACAACAACCUCCCAGGAGUCGCCAACGGAGACAAUGGAGUCGGAAAGCAAUUCAUCACUGGUCAGUGUUUGAACGAUGUCGACUGCGCCUCUGGCUGCUGCGGCUUGAACAGCGGACUUUGUGCUGGCGCGAUCAUUGCGUGGUGGUGGAUGUGGAUUCGUGACGCCUCUCCCAACGACAACGCUGCUCAAGCUCUCACAGGAAGUGGUGCAUCAGCUCCUGCUGCCACUGCUGCAGCAGGCGCAGGAUCAGACAACGGUUGCCGCUCCUGA
This is a messenger RNA of Rhinocladiella mackenziei CBS 650.93, 588 nucleotides long. RefSeq lists its product as uncharacterized. The record is from RefSeq and is a predicted model, not a curated record. Lineage: Eukaryota; Fungi; Ascomycota; Eurotiomycetes; Chaetothyriales; Herpotrichiellaceae. The transcript has 2 exons. The coding region runs from base 1 to 588 and encodes 195 amino acids.